AUGAGCCUCGUCCGGGAUGAACAGAGCCCGGCCAACCAGGUUGCCGAGUUGCGAGCGGGCUACUAUGGCCUGAUAAAUGCGCUCGACAUACAAGAAGCCAGAGUGCAGGGCACAAAGCUUACACAGGUCGUCAUCAAGGCCGACUCGGAAUAUCUGGUCAAGGGCAUGACCGAGUGGGUCCUUCGGUGGGAGAAGAACGGGUGUCGAACGGCAAAGGGCACACCGGUGGUCAACGCCGACCUUUUCCGGCUUCUGCUACGCUUGGUUUCUCAGUUGAACGACCGAGGCGUCGAGGUCCUCUUCUGCCACGUGAAGAGGAGGGACAACACGGAAGCGGAUGACUGUGCGGACAGAGCACUGGACAGGGUCAAGCAAGGCCACCCUUCUUAG
This is a messenger RNA of Colletotrichum higginsianum IMI 349063, 390 nucleotides long. RefSeq names its product Ribonuclease. The record is from RefSeq and is a predicted model, not a curated record. Gene Ontology annotation, molecular function: nucleic acid binding; RNA-DNA hybrid ribonuclease activity. Lineage: Eukaryota; Fungi; Ascomycota; Sordariomycetes; Glomerellales; Glomerellaceae. The transcript has a single exon. Bases 1 to 390 code for a protein of 129 amino acids.